This is a messenger RNA of Papaver somniferum (opium poppy), 1680 nucleotides long. RefSeq names its product 4-hydroxy-tetrahydrodipicolinate reductase 1, chloroplastic-like. The record is from RefSeq and is a predicted model, not a curated record. The coding region runs from base 90 to 1190 and encodes 366 amino acids. The transcript is spliced from 8 exons. Gene Ontology annotation, cellular component: chloroplast stroma. NCBI's taxonomy places the organism in Eukaryota, Viridiplantae, Streptophyta, Magnoliopsida, Ranunculales, Papaveraceae. Gene Ontology annotation, molecular function: NADPH binding; 4-hydroxy-tetrahydrodipicolinate reductase activity.
ACUGGCUGUAAUCCUAAAACAAAGUCUGAAACUUAGAAGCAGAACUGCUACUUCUUCUUUGCUCUUUGUUUUCCUUAAUAAUCAGAGUAAUGGGUUCAUCAGUUCUUAAAGCUCCAUCAACAUCUAUCUUCUUUAUGGGCAAGAGUGACCAACAACAGAAUCUCUUCUGUUCAAAUCUUCAUUUCUCUCGAUCCAUCAGUGGCCGACCUUGUAAACUCUCUCUCAUUAAACCCUUUUCUACUUCUUCUUCCAUUGCCAAUAAUAGAAAACCCAUCACAAUAACAGCUACUCAACAAAUUGAUAAACCCAUUGCUGCUUCUUCUUCUUCUUCUUCAAUGUCGCCAGUCCCGGAGAACCAUGCAUUCCCAAUCAUGGUAAACGGCUGUACUGGAAAGAUGGGGAAAGCAAUAAUAGACGCAGGAGUUUCUGCAGGUCUCCAUGUGGUUCCUGUAUCAUUUGGUAGUGAAUCAGAGGCUGGGCAAAUUGUGGAAGUAGGUGGCAAAGAGGUUCAUGUACAUGGUCCGACUGGAAGAGAAAGUCUUCUUGCUUCUUUGUUCGAAGAAAACCCUGAUAUGAUUGUCAUUGACUUCACAGUCCCUGCUGCUGUCAAUGCUAAUGCUGAGCUUUAUUCCAAAGUUGGAGUUCCCUUUGUAAUGGGAACUACUGGUGGAGACAGGGAACUUUUGUACAAGACUGUAGAAGAUUCACAAGUUUAUGCCGUAAUCUCACCACAAAUGGGGAAGCAGGUUGUUGCAUUUAUUGCAGCCAUGGAUAUCAUGGCAGAGCAGUUUCCUGGGGCUUUCUCUGGCUACUCUUUACAGGUAAUGGAGUCUCAUCAAGCAAGCAAGUUGGACACAUCUGGAACAGCCAAGGAUGUUAUCAAGUGUUUCCAAAAGCUAGGGAUAUCUUAUGAAGUGGAUCAGAUACAACAAAUACGGGACCCCAAACAACAAGUGGAGAUGGUGGGUGUACCAGAGGAGCACUUAUUAGGUCACGCUUUCCAUAUGUAUCAUCUAACAUCGCCUGACCAAACGGUUUCAUUUGAGUUCCAACACAACGUUUGUGGAAGAUCCAUAUAUGCCGAGGGUACUAUAGAUGCUGCCCUUUUCCUGGCUAAGAAGGUUCGCUCCAAGGCUGGCAAGCAUAUUUACAACAUGAUUGAUGUCUUACGUGAGGGUAACAUGCGAUAGUGGUUGGUGAAUCGUAAAUUUUUACCCCUUUUUAUGAAACAUUUUUGUUGUACUUGUGGAUGUUAAUUUAUAAUAAUCAGGUAGAUGAAGUUUGGUACUCUGUUUUGUUUCUUAUUAGAUCUUUGUAUGACAUGAUUCAUCUUUUUAAAAUGGGUUCAGAAGGCUUGUGAUAUGAAUUUCAUUGCACUGCUCCUACUCGUCUUCAGAGUUCGUGUCACAAGGUCUUAAUUAGAACAUUUGUUCAGUAAUGAAUUUCACGUGGAAAGAUCAUUGCAGAAAGCGAAUACCAGUUUGAUUUUUAAUGUGUUACGUACUUUUGUCUUUGAGUUGAGUCCCAUUGAGUCUGUAACAAAGUUUUGUUCAAGUGGUUUCUCAGUGACUCUAUGCCCUACUGGUGUUUGUAAACUUUGUAUUCGUCGCUGUUAUGUGGAAUUUUGCUACACUAUUACGUAGGCUUUCAUAUACAAUCCUGGUACCUUAUUGUUUCGUA